AUGGCGGAGGGAGACAACCGCAGCACCAACCAGCUGGCCGCCGAGACUGCCAGCCUGGAGGAACAUUUGCAAGGAUGGGGAGAAGUGAUGCUGGUGGCCGAUAAGAUCCUUCGGUGGGAAAGAGCCUGGUUUCCACCCGCCCUCAUGGGUGUGGUUUCUCUGGUGUUCCUGUUGGUCUACUACCUGGAUCCGUCAGUUCUUUCUGGUGUUUCUUGCUUUGUUAUGUUUCUGUGCUUGGCCGAUUACCUGGUUCCCAUUCUUGCGCCGAGGAUUUUUGGCUCCAACAAAUGGACCACUGAACAACAGCAAAGGUUUCAUGAAAUUUGCAGUAACCUAGUAAAAAACCGACGGCGAAUCGUUGGCUGGUGGAAGCGGCUCUUCACGCUGAAGGAGGAAAAGCCUAAAAUGUACUUCAUGACCAUGAUCCUUUCUCUGGCUGCCGUUGCCUGGGUAGGGCAGCAAGUUCACAAUCUCUUCCUCACCUACCUUAUCGUGACAUUCGUACUGCUGCUUCCGGGACUAAAUCAGCACGGCGUCAUUUCCAAGUACAUCGGGAUGGCCAAAAGGGAGAUCAACAAACUCCUGAAGCAGAAAGAAAAGAAAAAUGAAUGAUGGGUUCGCCUCGCUCAGUCUGACUUACUGUGGCCUAUAGUGACCCUGGGAACAGUUCCUGCUCUGUGUGUGGGUGUGUGUUGUGUGUGUGGGUGUGUGUACUAAAAUGUUACAGAAGCAGCUUCUAUUACACUCUUGUUUUAACUUAAAAAUGGGUCUUUAGUUAAAAAUUCUUGAUUAUCAAAAGAUUAUCAGCUCUUGUUCUGCCUGUCAAGUGAGCUUCGUGUCCUCGCUCAUUUUUGACUUUCUGGGAAAGAAACCCCUCUGAGGAUAGAUUUUGAUUUCCUCUUUCUAGGAAAUUCAUUUAGCGCGGUAAGGAACGUGAGCCCUGUAGUGCAGUGAGAGUGGUGUCGGUGAUUAACCCUCGUCUCAGAAGAUAUUCUGAAUCAGCUAGACCUCUUCAGGGAAUCUGUGUCUGUAGAAAGCUGGAUUGUUUGUGUGCUUUCAAGAAUGUGAAGACCAAUGUUACCAUUUCUAAUGGAAAGAGACCAAUUAGCAUUAGCAGUUCUCCAUUCCUGUUUUUCUGUGGGAAGAUACCAACAAAGUCUACUGAAAUGGGUUCCGUCGCCUACCUGUUAUUACUGUUUUUUUCUUACUGAAAAUCUUAGCCAUUUGUAGACCCUCUGGGCCUCCUCUGCCAGUUGGGGGUCUGGAACAUUUUAAAGUGUUAUCACCAGUGUCCCCCUCAGUGAUCCAGUAAAUUGUUGGAGAUUUCCUCGAAGGAUUCCUCUUAGACACGUGCUACCAUUUUGAGGCUGCUAAACUAUUCUAACUCUCUCUGACUUACCUGGCAGAUUUAAUGGUCAGAACAAUCGUAACAGCUCAGGCAGCCAACUUGUAAGUCGCAGUCCUUGGCAGAGAACCUAAACGUGAGGCCGAUGAGGCUCAACGUGUCCAUCUGAUGUAUUAGGGAUCUCGUCAGUGGUAGAGGAACCAUUUUUAAGGGAUCAGCUGAAUGUUGUCCUUCCUCAAGCACCAAACUUACUGGGAUGUCGAGCUAUGACCCAGCCCAGGUCGUUUCUAAGAGAGAAACCAACAGUCCUGCCAGUAACGCGGGGUGGAAGUUGGGGAAGGACUGCCUUCUGUGACCUGUCUUUAGAAAGUCCGAUUUGGUCCUGCAAGCAAUCGCCGAUCUAACCGGGCCACGUGAUGAAGAAAGAUAUACUCACGCUUCAGAAGGCAAGUCUGACCCUAUCCUAAAAUUUCUCUGAGCUCACUCCCUCUCUGAGGGUCAGACUUGUCCCUCCACCUUGCACCUGCAGCCUAAAAGCUAGAGGAGCCGAGAUUAGGGAGAACCAAUUAACCCAGUCCCCAGAGAUUCAAGGUAGCGUGAAAUACAUUUGGGAACAAUCUUUAAAAUCUCAUUCAACUAGCAGUGAUGUAGUUUCGUAAACCUUCUUGCACUGAGGCUAUAGCAACUCGAUUGUGUUGUCCCUAACGGUAAAUUCCUGUGUUCGAAAUACUACUGUACUCAUGGAGCCGGGUAGCAUGUCAUCGGUUUUAUGAAUGUCGUCCUGUAUGCAAGCCAACUCGGUUACGUGUGAUUCCUCUUGUAAAUAAGCCUGUCUUCGUAUCUGGAUUAUUUGCGUCCUGAUGGCUUCUGCGGUUCUGUACCUUCGGUCCUUUCACUGUUAUGUGUAGAGAGGGAAACAUUAAAACGUUGAACUCUUGA
Tachyglossus aculeatus (Australian echidna) is the source of this 2284-nucleotide messenger RNA. It is a transcript of the gene ARL6IP1, whose product is annotated as ADP ribosylation factor like GTPase 6 interacting protein 1. The coding region runs from base 1 to 612 and encodes 203 amino acids. The record is from RefSeq and is a predicted model, not a curated record. Lineage: Eukaryota; Metazoa; Chordata; Mammalia; Monotremata; Tachyglossidae. The transcript has 6 exons.